Molecule: messenger RNA, 7163 nt
Organism: Tyto alba (common barn owl)
Lineage: Eukaryota; Metazoa; Chordata; Aves; Strigiformes; Tytonidae
Gene: TPH2
Product: tryptophan hydroxylase 2
Exons: 11
Coding region: 168-1646 (492 amino acids)
Biological process (GO): serotonin biosynthetic process; aromatic amino acid metabolic process
Cellular component (GO): neuron projection
Molecular function (GO): iron ion binding; tryptophan 5-monooxygenase activity
Source: RefSeq, a predicted model, not a curated record
CCCGUCCCGUCCCGCCCCGGCGGCUGAGGUAAGCGGGGAAACUCGUGGGCGUCUAUCCGACGGCGGCUCUCCCCUAAUCGGCUCCGCCAUCGGUCUCCGCGUAUAAAAGGAGCCGCGGCGGGGCGAGGCGGGCAGAGCGCGGCGCUGCCGCCCGCCCGCCCGGCCCCAUGCAGCCCGCCAUGAUGAUGUUCUCCAGUAAGUACUGGGCGCGGAGGGGCUUCUCGCUGGACUCGGCCCUGCCGGAGGAGCGCCCGGCGGCCAUCGGCAGCCUCACCCUAAACAGAUCAAGUUCUGGGAAAAAUGAGGAAAAGAAAGGCAAUAAGGGAAAUGGAAAAGGUGAAUCUGUUUCUGAAGGUGGAAAGACAGCCGUGGUGUUUUCCUUGAAGAAUGAAGUUGGUGGGUUGGUGAAAGCUCUUCGACUCUUCCAGGAGAAACAUGUGAGUAUGGUUCAUAUUGAAUCCCGAAAAUCGAAGAGAAGGAACUCAGAGGUGGAAAUUUUUGUGGACUGCGACUGCAGUAAGAAAGAAUUCAAUGAACUAAUCCAGUUGCUCAAGUUUCAAACUAAUAUCCUGUCUCUCAAUCCACCAGAAAACAUCUGGACUGAUGAAGAAGAUCUUGACUGUGUCCCUUGGUUCCCCAGGAAGAUAUCUGAAUUAGACAAAUGCUCACAGAGAGUUUUGAUGUAUGGAUCUGAGCUGGAUGCAGAUCACCCCGGAUUUAAAGACAAUGUCUAUCGACAAAGAAGAAAGUACUUUGUGGAUGUUGCCAUGAGCUACAGAUAUGGUCAACCCAUUCCCAGAGUGGAGUACACAGCUGAAGAAAUUAAAACAUGGGGGGUGGUAUUUAGGGAACUCAGUAAACUCUAUCCCACCCAUGCUUGUCGUGAAUAUUUAAAAAACUUUCCUCUGCUGACCAAGUACUGUGGAUACAGAGAGGAUAAUGUGCCUCAGCUGGAAGAUGUUUCUAUUUUUCUUAAAGAAAGGUCUGGCUUCACAGUGAGACCAGUUGCUGGAUACCUGUCUCCCCGGGAUUUUCUAGCUGGCUUAGCAUAUAGAGUUUUUCACUGUACUCAGUACAUACGACACGGCUCAGAUCCUCUCUACACACCGGAACCGGAUACAUGCCAUGAACUCCUGGGACACGUGCCUCUACUUGCUGAUCCCAAGUUUGCACAGUUUUCACAAGAGAUAGGACUUGCUUCACUGGGAGCAUCUGAUGAAGAUGUGCAGAAAUUAGCCACUUGCUAUUUUUUUACGAUUGAAUUUGGCCUUUGCAAGCAAGAAGGACAACUACGUGCUUAUGGGGCAGGACUUUUAUCUUCUAUUGGUGAAUUAAAGCAUGCUCUCUCUGACAAGGCCAAUGUAAAAACAUUUGAUCCAAAGACAACCUGCUUGCAGGAAUGCCUUAUCACUACUUUCCAGGAAGCUUACUUUGUUUCAGAAAGUUUUGAAGAAGCCAAAGAAAAGAUGAGGGACUUCGCCAAAUCAAUCAAUCGUCCUUUCUCUGUGUAUUUCAAUCCAUAUACGCAAAGCAUUGAGAUUCUGAAGGAUACCAGGAGUAUAGAAAAUGUUGUCCAAGACCUCCGCAGCGAUCUAAACACUGUAUGUGAUGCUUUAAGCAAAAUGAACAGAUAUUUAGGGAUUUGAUAUGUGCGGCUCUGUGAUUUCCUGUCAGUUGCUUUGUCUGUAGCCAGUCUAAAUCACGUGAUACGGCUAACUUCUCAAACCCAUCGAUUUUCCCUUUAUAGCUUGGCCUGUGGCUUGCAUCGUGUAGCUCUGUCUAAUUGUAAUGUGCAGACAAACCAAGGCAAUGCUAAUUCGUAAACGCAACAUGGAAUGUGGCAGAAUUUAAUCAUCAAUUCCUCAACACAAUGUCAUGUACAAGUACACCAUUAAAAACUUGCCUGGUGAUGGUUUUGUUUCUAUAUGAUGAUACAUUUCCAUGUAUAAGAAACAGUGUUGCUCAUUUCAUCAAGUCUGAGUUUAUUUUUUAUAAUCCCUUUCCUCCCAUAAGAAUCCAGAAAAUUUUAUUUGCAACAUUUUCAUUUUCUUUGUAAGAAAAUCUGUAUUUCUUUCUGUAGUGGCAAAGACAAUGUUUUGCCCAUAUAUCUGUAACAGAACUGAGUGUCUCUUGUGACUGAACAAUACAAUUUAUAUGCCCGUGCUGAGAUCAGGAAGGCUAUGUAUCAGUACUAAAAGGUCUGUGGAGAUUACAGAUUAUGAGAGCUCACAACUGACAAAUGUUCAGUGUGGCUGAGUAAUUGCAGCAUAAUAAAAAACCCAAACCUCUGACAUUUUUGUAGAAAGACAGUUCUAGUUCAUGCAUGUGUUACCUGUGAGAGUCCUGAGCAUAAUUCCUCUGCGAAGGCUACCUGGGAAUAAGAGAAGAAGUGCUUGUGUUAAUUCCGAGUUGUUAGAUGUGAAUAUAAAGCCCUUUUACAUCAUUGUGUGCCUUCCGCAUUCCCUUGUCUUUUGAACAUACCCCUCUUGCAUUUCAUGCAUAAUUUGCCUUUCCUCAUUAUGCCACAUUCAACCUUGACGUGGCCAUGCAUGGCUGGGUCCAUCACUGUCAGCACAUAUAGAGGGGUGAAUAUGGAAGUUGUUAUUUAAUUAGAGUCAAGACGAUUAUCAGUUAGUAGAUUACUUGUGGGGUGAUUAAAUUAUAGAGACACCCAAGCUGCCUCGCUUGUACCAGAUGGAUGCAGGUAAUGCCUGAGUUCAUAAACUCUAAGUUAGCAAGCUCUGACAGAAGUACAAGCUCUGUCUGGGGAGCACAGUGCAGAAAUAUUUGAGCCGGCUCUUAUCUGGAAGCAAUAAUUAUGCAUGUCUUUCCUUUAUCUGUGUUAUUCUAUUCUUCCAUUAGCCAAGAUAAUGGAGAGUUGACUAUAUUGUACGGACCCUUCUUAAUGGAAACCACAGGGCUUAUGCAGAUCAUGUCAGUAUGGGUGAAAGUGUCAUAGCUUGCCUACCUAUAUGGAAAAUAGGUAUCUAUUGAAGCUGCUCUGCCAGCUGAAAGUCAUGCAGAUACUCUUAAGUGUUGCUAGCAAUUUCAGCAUAAAAAGAGCACCACUUGAUAGUACCAGCUUAUCCUUAAAUAAGAGGCAAUCUGUAAGGAUAAUUUUCACAGGGAAACCUGCCACCUCCUCAAAGAUAACUAUGAGAACAGAAAACACUCUUUCCUCUGGAUGGUCCCUGCUGCAUUCUAAUGCUGCUGUUAAUAGGGUGUGGAAAAAUCUAGUUUCAGAUUUAACUGUGACUGCUGUUGGUACAAAUAAAGAGCUGUUGAAUUAUCCCAUGGGGAUCAGCAUGCCGGAGGAGUUUUUAACUUCCCAACAUUAGUGCUGACUCCAUUAUCUAGCACUUAUCACAAAGGAAUCGCUGGCAACCUUGGCAUAGAAGUUUCUCCCUUUUUCUUCCAAUGGAAUCUGAUGAACUGCUCGUAACCCUUUCUGGAGAAAAUAGACUCUACUGAGAUUUGCUUUAACUGGUCUGAAAAAAAUGUCUGUGCAAGGAAUAGUAGAUCUUACUCAGUUCAAGAACUGACAAAGUAUUGUUUCUUGCUUAAGUAAAAUAAAGCCACAAUGUGUAACAAAGAUCCAAAGCUUAUGAAGUUACUGAGGCUUUCUCUUGAAUUAGAAUUACACAGGAAAACUUCAAAUAAUUAUAAUAUCUGGAUUUAUUCUUGACUUUUCUGAAUAGCUUAAAAUAAGAAUUCCACAGCAGUAAAACAAUAGAAGCAUAUCUUUGUUUUGUUUUGUGCUGUUAGCAAGUAAAUCUUAUUAUGGAUUAGGGAGAAACCCUUGAAAUCCAAUAGUCAUUUUAGGACUAAUGAUGGCAAGGAAACUGUCUACAAUGAAGAUAUAAUGUCAAUGAAACAGAACAUUGUCAAAGGAUAAUGGGCUCCUGCUGCUAGAUAUAUGCUUAAUCCAAUGAUUUUAUUUCUAUUAUACAACAUGAUUAAAAAUAAAUUAAAUAUAAUGGGCUAAGGAAUAAUAGUGAUUUAGAGAGACAAUUGCUCAUUGUUCUUACAUAGCAAAGCUGCCUUCUUACAGGCUGCAGAGCAAACCGGCUUUGGGCUUCAGCCAGUCAGGAGCCAAGACUGGGAAGGAAUACUUUAAAAAGUGCACUAUUGCACUUUUAUGAAUCAAAUAGUUCCAGCUUAGCUGAAAUUCUUCUCUGCGGUUUUUAUUAGCAAAUUAAGAUCAGCCAUGCAGCAAUCUCCUUAGAUGACAAGCUCAUUUAGGCAUAAUGAGGGAAUUAUUGACAGUUAUCAAAUUACACUAACGUUUCAUUGAAAAUAGGCCAUAUUUAUCUAAGGUGCUUGUUUAGCUUUAGCGAGCUGGACUCUGUAAAUUGGACUUCUGGCUUAGGCUCAUUUAUUUCCUGUGUAAUUCUGAACUGAUGCUUUAUGGGUCUGAGAUAUAUGUACUUGCUUUGCCUGCACAGAGUAAAUGGGCCCGAGCUUAAUGAAUGUAAAGCAUUGCACUGUUUACUACCAUGCAAAGUCUAAAAUGAAAAACAACAGCAAACAUUGCAGCAAAUACAAAUGCCAACUUUCAUUUGCAAACCAAGACGUGGUUCAUGCAUUUCAUUUCAUUUGUUCAAUAGAGGGGAUGGAGUGCCAAAGGUGUUAACACAAUACAUUGCUUUUUCCCUCUCUACUCUUUGAGACCUGUUUAGAAGGCUGUUUGAGUUCAGCUCUUCAGUACAAUUUCACGAUAUAAGGUGUCUUUUCCUUUCUUCUUGUUAUGAUAUCCUAAUGUGAUGGAGAGAAUUCCAGAAGUUUACUGUACUAUAAUGUAUAUUUACUGAUACGCUGUAAUGGAUUCCAGAAGAAAGUUUCACAUCUUUGAAAGGACAGACUGGCUCAGAGAGCUAAAGCUGCUGAAGGCUUUCACCUACAGGCUGCUGGUACAAAUCCAGCCCAGUCAGCAGUUACUGAAAGCUAUCACCAGCCAGCAGCAGCCUGGCUUCUGUGUGAUGAACUGGGAAGCUGGGAUUGCUUAGUUUGGAGUAGAGGAGACUGAGGGGAGACGUGAUAACCUUUUUCAAACACACAGAAAUAGCUGCAAAAUGGAAGGGACAAAUUGUUCGCCACCCUCAAGAGCUAAUGGACUUAAAUUGCAGGAAAGGAGCAUUAAGUUAUGUAACAGUGAAGCAGGGGGGACGGAUUGCCUAGGGAGACAGCGGAGCCUCCGUCAUUUUUUAAGAGAACAAGUUAGGCUGCUGUCUCUCAGGAGUGAUAUCGGCACAGUUGGUCCUGACUUGAGGCUAGGGGAGAGGCUAUACAAUGUAUUGAAGUUUCUUAGAGAGACUGCCUGGAAGAGGCCUCAGCCUGCUCAUGAAAGGGCUGCAGCCAGCUCACAAAAACAGUAAUGGUCAACAGCCACCACUGCGAAGCACUUGUCCACCUCUUCCCCCUCCUUCAGUCUUUGACCAGUUCUAAAGAGUGGUUCUUCAUCUUUCCGUCUUCCCUUAGGGUAUGAACAGGAUCUGUAGUCAGAAUGUAGCCCUAAAUGCUGACUACAGCGCUCUAUUUUAAGUUCAUGGGCCAUUUGAGAGAGCUGUGUGUGUGAGUUACCUGCUGGUUACAGCUACCCAACAGCAGAAGACUGAUAAUGAGCAACCAGCCUUUGUCGUUUUUGUAAACAAGGUUUAAAUCUGCUCAACUUUAUAAACAAAAUAAAAACGUAUGUUUCAUCCUAUCUGUGCCUGCAUUUGGGCUGUCAGGAAGGCUGUGCUCCCUUGAACAAUGUGGAGAACCUGGAGCUCUUCCAGGCUCCUGGGUCCGUGUGCUCCAGCUCCACAUCGACCUCAUGUCUUGGUGAAAUCUGGGCACAGAGCAGCCUGUUCUCCAUAGCUCCCCUGGUUUCCAAGGGAAGGAAACCAAAUGCUGUAGUCCAGAAAGAGCUUUGGUUCAGGCCCCUGAUGUUCAGGCCCAGGGAACUUGGGGACCACGCCUGCUGAUCAGCCCGGUGUCACAUUAAGGGCCACGUAAGGAUCAUUGCAGUGUUCUUCCAUUCAGGAAAUAGGCUUUCCACUGCAGCCUGGAAACUUCUUGUUUCAGUAGGACAGUCCAUGCCUUUUUAGAAAUAUGGCAGCUUCCCUUCUAUCUCAGUAGAAACCAAAUAUCCAAAUAAUUUGCGAAGGGAGUAAUUCCGAAGGUAUUGCUAUAUAAAUUGCGAAGGUAUUGUUAUAUAAUGGCUGUACUCUGUGGUAUCAGCCAGUCCAACUCUGGAGAUGUUUUGCAGACAAAUUCUUGCCUUCUCAGUAAAGAGGAGGACAACAGUGACAGAUUCCUCUUCUGGGCUUUGAAGUACAUCUGAGACACAGAGCUAAGAGAGAGAUUCUGGUUAUACUAGCAAAUAUUUAUUAGUAAUGAGUCCCUCUAGUUGACGUAGUGAAGGCUGUAGAGAUGUCCUUGGCAUCCUGAUUGGCAAUUUCCUAUGACUUAAGCGAGCUCAGAGGCUAAAUAAUGUCCUCCUCAGCUGAAAUACUCCAUGAAACCUCUGUUGAUUAGUUUUGUAUCUGGUCCUAGAGAAAAUGUAAGUAAACAUCAAAUAAUCAGAAUUCAGUGAUGUCUAUUCAAAACAUUUUGCAACAACUACAUUUAGUUUAGAAAGGCCCUCCAACACCUUACAGUAAGAAUUCAUAUUUCUUUGCCAACAGCUGAGAUAUUAAGACUAAAAAUAAGUGCUGGCAUCUGCUUGGGAUUUGGCCAGGAGUGGAUUAUUCAGGUGGAAUAAGAGUGAAACGGGUUGCAUAGUUGCAUACUUUAAAAUGCAAGUGGGUGAUGGAUAUUCAGGUGGACAUUUUUUUAAGGUAGUCAGAAAUUUCAAAUGUCCAGGAAGAGUAAUAGACAAGAAGCUGCUGUUGCCGCACUCCACCUUUGGAGGAAAAAAAAGUUGAGUUUGCAAAGCAGCAGGAGAUAGAUUUCAGUCUGUAUUAAACUGGCACGUGACCUGAAACACAACCCAAAUACGCCUACACCACUGGCUUUGGUGUGAGCUCCAGUGUGAAUACAGUUCUGAUAAUGGAGCAGCAAUAAAGCACUCCAGAGCCAAACAGCCCUGCUUCCCCACAGGAGACAAAGUAGGUGAUAUAAGACCAGCAUGGCACAAAUAAAAUCACUUUUAUUUCCUAUUAAAUCAGUUUUGUUUUCGA